Molecule: messenger RNA, 1947 nt
Organism: Echinops telfairi (small Madagascar hedgehog)
Lineage: Eukaryota; Metazoa; Chordata; Mammalia; Afrosoricida; Tenrecidae
Gene: FOXN1
Product: forkhead box N1
Exons: 8
Coding region: 1-1947 (648 amino acids)
Biological process (GO): regulation of transcription by RNA polymerase II
Molecular function (GO): DNA-binding transcription factor activity, RNA polymerase II-specific; transcription cis-regulatory region binding
Source: RefSeq, a predicted model, not a curated record
AUGGUGUCGCUGCUCCCACCGCAGUCUGACGUCACGCUGCCGGCCUCCACCAGACUGGACGGCGAGCCCCAAGGGGACCUCAUGCAGGCGCCGGCCCUCCCAGGCUCACCUGCCCCUCAGAGCAAGCAUGCCGGCUUCAGCUGCUCAUCCUUUGUGCCCGAUGGCCCCCCGGAGAGGACGGCCUCGCUGCCCCCCCACAGUCCCAGCAUCGCCUCACCAGGCCCCGAGCAGGUGCAGGGCCAAUGCCCAGCCGGCCCCAGCCUGGGUCCCUUCCGGCUCUCACCCUCAGACAAGUACCCUGGUGGCUUCGGAUUUGAGGAGGGUCCGGCAGGCAGCCCCGGACGCUUCCUCAAGGGCGGCCAUGUGCCUUUCCACCCGUACAAGCGGCAUUUACACGAGGACGUCUUCCCAGAGGCCCAGACCGCACUGGCCCUGGAUGGACACUCCUUUAAGACCUCAGCGUCACUGGAGGUCUUCGAGGAGGUCCCCGUGGAUGCGGGGGACGCUGAAGCUUUCCUGCCUGGCUUCUCGGCGGAGGCCUGGUGCAACGGGUUCCCCUUCCCCAGCCAAGAGCACAGCCCUCAAGUGCUGGGAUCGGAGGUCAAGGUCAAGCCCCCCACUCUGGAGAGUGGUCCUGGGAUGUACUGCUACCAGCCCCCCUUACAGCACAUGUACUGCCCCUCCCAGCCUCCCUUCCACCAGUACUCACCAGCGGGUGGCAGUUACCCUGUGCCCUACCUGAGCGCCUCACACUACCCAUACCAGCGGAUUGCACCCCAGGCCAGCUCUGAUGGGCACCAGCCUCUCUUCCCCAAACCCAUCUAUUCCUACAGCAUCCUCAUCUUCAUGGCCCUUAAGAACAGCAAGACCGGGAGCCUUCCUGUCAGCGAGAUCUACAACUUUAUGACGGAGCACUUUCCGUACUUCAAGACAGCGCCUGACGGCUGGAAGAAUUCCGUCCGCCACAACCUCUCCCUGAACAAGUGCUUUGAGAAGGUGGAGAACAAAUCGGGAAGCUCCUCGCGGAAGGGCUGCUUGUGGGCCCUCAAUCCAGCCAAGAUAGACAAGAUGCAGGAGGAGCUGCAGAAGUGGAAGAGGAAAGAUCCCAUCGCUGUGCGCAAGAGCAUGGCCAAGCCAGAUGAACUGGACAGCCUCAUUGGAGACAAGAGGGAGAAGCUGGGCUCCCCGCUGCUGGGUUGCCCACCCCCUGGGCUGGCAGGCUCAGGCCCCCUCCGGCCCCUGGCACCCCCCGCCGGGCUCUCCCAACCACUGCACUCACUGCACCCAGUCUCGGGCCCCAUUCCUGGCAAGAACUCCCUGCAGGACCUCCUCGGGGGACAUGCAGCCUCCUGCUAUGGGCAGCCAUACGCACACCUCUCACCGGGCCUGGCCCCUCCCGGAGCCCCGCAGCCUUUGUUCCCGCAGACGGAUGGGCACCUGGAGCUGCGAGCCCAGCCAGGCACCCCCCAGGACUCUCCUCUGCCUGCCCAUACCCCACCCAGCCAUGGCGCCAAGAUGCUGGCCGAGCCCUCCCCUGCCAGGACCGUGCAUGACACCCUGCUGCCAGACGGGGACCUCAGCACUGACCUGGAUGCCAUCAACCCCUCUCUCACCGACUUCGACUUCCAGGGAAAUCUGUGGGAACAGCUGAAGGAUGACAGUCUGGCCCUGGACCCCCUGGUCCUGGUGGCCUCGUCCCCGACAUCAGCUUCCAUGCCGCCCCCCCCACCGCCCCACUGCUUCCCUCCCGGGCCCUGCUUGGCAGAGACGGGCAGCGGGGCCGGUGAGCUGGCCCCAGCAAGCAGCGGGGGCCCGGGGCCGCUGGGUGACCUGCACCUCACCACCCUCUACUCAGCCUUCAUGGAGCUGGACCCCACGCCCCCCGCGGCCCCAGGUGGCCCCUCUGUGUACCUCAGCCCCAGCUCCAAGCCGAUGGCCCUGGCAUGA